GGGGAUUUGAGUCGAGGUCAUUAGUAUUGCGUCUUCAUUCUUUCGUUUUGUAGAUAUUAUUGUAGCUGAUCGAACUGCUGUUGCUCAACGAUAGUACUUCUUUUAGGGUUCAUUAAAAGUCUUGUGAAAGUAGAAUAAAAUUCGAACUGUCGCUGGCCGGACGCUAUACUAUUGGUGUUUUUUUGUCCGUAAUACUUCUGAACAGUGAACACAUCUAUUUCACAGAAUACCUGAAGAAAGAUGAGCGUGUUUCUGUUUAUCCCAAAUAUACUUGGUACGAAACGUUCAUCUAUGUCACUUUUUAUGUGGUAAAUUUUUUUGCGUACUUGGAAUACUAUAAGAAGUAAUAUUUUGUCAGAUCUUCAUUGCCUAAAUUUUCUUUUUAUAUUACUAUUUUAUAUGUGUACCAUUGCAUUUCGUGCGUGGUAUUCACUGGUUUUAUAUGUGGUCUAGAUGUUUGUUAUAGAACUAAUACGAAUUUUCAUGUAGUUUCCAACGUCCGAUCUGCUAAAUGUUAGUAUUCUCAUUUUUCACUUAGUUCCUAUUAUAAUAUAAGCUGCUUGCCUUUACACUAUAGAUUUUUCGGAUAAAUAUCUUUGCCGGCAUUUUGUGUCCGAGUUAUUCAUUAGCAGAUUGUUGUUUCACCAUUCUUAUUCCAUCGACACGUGGAUUGGGUCUUCACGAGCGGAUUGAAAUGUGCUAGUAAUCUUUCGGUACAUCAAUACACGCGAAACAUAUCCAAGCUAAUGGUCCAUAGUUUUGAAUUUUUGGCGCGUUUUGCUUUGUAAUAAUCAUCAGGAGUCUUUCUUUUUUUGCUGUUUUAUUACCACAGCAUAGGAACCUAGAAAAUACGUUAGAUAGGAAGCAUUGUGCUUAUAGUCUUAUAAGUGUUUUUGGAAACGUUUCACCAGAGUUCUCAAGCGUCACCCUAACCUGUAUCAAACUAAACAGUCUUUUUCAAGAAUAGCCACAAACAAAGCAGCCAGGUUUCAUGUGACCUGCUUGUCUCAACACUGAACUACAGGUUACAUACGAAUCGUACUUCUGUUUCAAGCAUGUUAUUUUAUGAAAACUAAUUGUGAGCUGACUCUUCUGACGUACAUCAUUUCGUGUCUAUUGGAUGCGGUAGAUGGUUGUGCUGCACGCGCGCUAAACCAAAGUACGAAAUUUGGUGCUAUGUUGGACAUGAUUGUUGACCGAUGCUCGACAAUGUGUUUAUUGGCUUGUCUUACUUAUUUUUAUCCAUCAUACAUGCUUUUUUUUCAAUUCAGUAUGAUUGUGGACAUAGCUAGCCAUUGGUUACAUCUACACAGUUCUGUUUUAUCGGGAAAAUCAAGUCACAAAUUUAUAGAUCUUAAAGCAAAUCGAUUUCUCAAAUUGUACUAUACAAAUAGGGUCAUUCUUUUCUUGAUGUGUGCUGGAAAUGAGCUUUUCUAUACAACGCUCUAUAUAUACCAUUUCUAUACUGGACCAAAAAUAUUUGCUUCGGGAUUAUGGGGCAUAGUGAUUUGUUUAACAGCACCAAUAGCAUUUCUGAAAAUGUUGAUUAGCCUCAUUCAGCUUCAUGCAGCUUGUGUGAAUAUGGUUUCACUGGAUGAACUAGAAAGAUCUCAGAAUAAAUCAGAUUAGUUACGUCUGCUGUUGUUAAUUCGAAAGAACGAGGUAUAUAUGUAUGACUAAAUAAAUACUAUUCCAGUUAAUAUAUGUCUAUAACAUUCCGUGUUUGAACUAACCUGAGUAAUUUUUAAGUACAUUAUCUUGUGUUGUAAGUCCCCUUGUAAUCUUUUUAUGAAUACUAAAAAGAUAAAAAAUUUGUGAAACUGGUUCGAUGUUAAACUACUUUGCAUUCUCAAACUCAUUCAUACUUUCAAUCAAUAUUACAGAACUGCUUAUUUUCCCUCGUAUAUUUGCUCUUACUGUUUGCUUGUUAUUUGCGUUGUUUUUAUUUUUGCAUUUCCUAUUUAUCUAUCAUCAGGUUAAUUCUAUUUUCUCUAAACUUUUGAAAACAUUAAUUAUACUAUCACUUGUAAUGUAUUACACAUGUCAUACCUAAUUUCAGUUAUGAAUUUUAUUCUUCACUUAAUGUUGUGUAGUUUACAAGUUUUCUAUCUCAACAAGUACUUUACGUUGUAUUUAAUUUAAUUGUCCGUGAUAUAUUACAGCCUAAUAUUCUAUGUUUUUUGCCAUAGUGUUCAAGACGUUAGUAUUAAAACCAAUAUAACUGGACUGGAC
This is a messenger RNA of Schistosoma mattheei, 2232 nucleotides long. The record is from the annotation of a GenBank genome assembly. Lineage: Eukaryota; Metazoa; Platyhelminthes; Trematoda; Strigeidida; Schistosomatidae.